AAUGAAUUUAUUUGUGUCUCGGUGCCCAAGUGUGUAGUAUGGACGGAGUGAGUACUGGUAUGUGUCACUACGCGUGCGGCGGUGGUUGUUGAAGAUCCAUAGCUUGGGAGUGUUCCUGAGGGACCAACCGGUCAAGCUGUAUUGGUACGAGCAGAUACAAGGGGUCAAGUUCAACAGGAAUGAGUGCAUGUCUGGGAAGGAAAGUAUGGCAUUAAGACGAGUUCGAGGAGUUAAAGAGGAGGUGGGAGGGACUCGCUCGGGACUGUGUUUCUCAGUUGGUGGUGGUGGUGUUGUUGUUGGCCUGGUGUUGGAGAACAAUAGAGAGAAUCGGUUCAGUGAGUGUCAGUCAAGUGUACCUGUACUGUGUAGGUACUUCUCUUGUUACCAUCACCCGCUCCUCCUCCUCUCCUCACCACCACCACAAACUCAACAACAAACAGCAGCACCACCUCCUCAUUUCCCAUCCAUAAAACGUGAAUCAACACCCAUCCAAACAAAACACCUCAACCCGAAUCGCCCUCCGAUCCCUUUCACUUUCAUUCUCUGACACAUUAUCAUGGCGGAGAUUCGUCGAUGGAAAACACGUUGAGCUUGCCCUUUGGGAUACCGCGGGCCAGGAAGAUUACGACCGUCUCCGACCGCUUUCCUACCCCGACUCCCACGUUAUCCUGAUUUGCUUCGCC
Aaosphaeria arxii CBS 175.79 is the source of this 683-nucleotide messenger RNA. RefSeq lists its product as uncharacterized. NCBI's taxonomy places the organism in Eukaryota, Fungi, Ascomycota, Dothideomycetes, Pleosporales. The record is from RefSeq and is a predicted model, not a curated record. Bases 188 to 547 code for a protein of 119 amino acids. The transcript has 4 exons.